AUGAGGAACCAGUUCAGAAAAAGAACUGGUUCAGAGUUGAACCAAUUCAAGAAUCUGUUCAAAGUUGUAAGAGAAUAAAAUAAUUGAUUUUGAGACAAUACAUGGUUCAGGAAUCGGUUUCAGAAUCAGGAAUCUGUUCAGGACUUUCUUCAGAUUUGGGAAUCUGUUCAGAGCAAUACUUUGUUCAGAACCAAGAAUCAGUUCAAAAUGUGAUGCAGAAAUCAUUCACUGACUUUGGGUCUGAACCAAAGGAUUGGGCCAGAAAGAGAACGGUAUGCACCAUCAUCAUCAUCACUUUACAAAAGGUUCUUUUGAUCACUAAUGAAUCAACUAAAAACUGCAAUGGAAACACUUACAUUUGCAUCCCACAGUCAAAACAACUGGUUGUUACUGCUGGCGGAAACAACAAAGAAGAAAACAGGAAGUAGGAGGAACUCGGUGUGGGAUGUUUUUUAACUUAUCCAGGACUGGUUUUAAUUGCAUUUCUUAUUUGAUGAGAACACCGCAAUUACGAAAUGGUGUUGUUUUUUUCGACAUCAGUGAUAUGUGGUCAUAUAUUUUGCACAGAGUUGUUACGGAAACGCAGCUAUUGACACCAGCGUGGCGGGGAUGGCUCGGUGUGAAGACGGAUGAGAAACGGUGGAGCGGAGGUGCUGAGAAUGACAAAGAGGACAGGAGGAUUAGGGUGGGUGGCUGCGGCGCAGCAUGAUGUCACAGGAAUGCAUCGAGCCUCGCCUUUAACAAGCCGAGAGCGUGUGGAGAGCCGGCCACAUCACGGCCUAAUUAACUCUUUAUUCCUCCGUUUUCCAUCUGCGUCUGAUGUGCGACUAAUCUUUACCAGCCUGGAAAACGUCGGUUUCUUUAAAACUAAACCGGUACGGAGUGGAGUAAACGAAUCCGGAUUCUCACUAAAACAUGGUCGGUUAGCAUCCGUUUGGUUGAAGCACAGAGAAAGGAAAGAUGAUGAUGAUGAUGAUGGUGGUGGAGACAGCAGGAACAGAUGCAGAGUGAAGGAUAAUGACUGACAUGGUGUGUGGGAAAGCUCGGCCCCAGCAGCAGCUGGAGAGACGAUGACUAACAUCAGCAGUGAGUUCGACCUUCCAGCCGGUGAAGAUGUAGUCAGCUCGGUUUCCAUGGAGAUGCCUCCAAACGCGGCGCGCUCUGCCUUGUUGCCAUGGUCGCUGUGGUUGAUGUUCGCACUGACCUCUGACUGCCAGCCGAUGCUCUCCGCCCCUGAAGCGGCGAACGCCACGCUGCUAUUCGACAGCGGCGCCGGCCUGCGGACCUGCAGCUGCCUGGCUCCGGUCCCGGACUGCGACGCGGCCCAGGCCGACUCCCGGUGCCGCUGCAGCACCGUCCCGCGGUCGGCCCUGGACCGCGCCAGCCUCGGGCGGACUGUGGCGGUGUGGGUGAGCGAGCUGUGGGUGCUGGAGGAGCUGCUCAACAGCAGCGCCGUCGCUCAUCUGCGGUUGUCGUUCUGCGGCGUAGAGCCGCUGCAGAGCCAGCAACUGGUUCUGCUCGGGCUGCGGACCCUCAGCAUUCACAGCGCCGCCCCCGGAGCACCGUACCCCGACCAGGAAAUCAGGGUUUUACCGUCAGCCGGGGCGGCGCCGGAGCCGGACUCCUCCACUUCCCACCACAUGAGCUUCGUCGACGUCGGCAUUCUGAACGGACUGUCGGCUCUGAAGGCGUACAGCAUCAUCGGGCCGCCGCUUCACACCUUCUCCCAGUUCUUCCCACACCUGGUUUUCCCACUGGAGUCCAAGGAAAACUCCUCAGAAGCGUCACAGCAGACGCUCGUCACGUUCGUGUACUGAAGGAGCAGAAUGUUACCGAGAAAAUAUUUCACAUGUGGAUACAAGCACAAACAUUAGCAAGCUCAGGUUGCAUGUUUCUCAUAUUUCCCAUUAGCAUCACUGCCAUUUUUCAAGAUGGCCGCCGUUUUUGAGGGUUUUUUUCUACGAAAGAGUAUUAGGGCCACACCACCAAGAGAUUAAAGCCAUAAUGUGAGAAUAAAGUCAAAGUGUUUUGACUUCAUUCUCACAACAUCAUGACUCUAUUCUAGAAAUAUCAUUAAUUUAUUCUCAAAAUAUUUCAGCUUUAUUCUCAUAAUAUUACGUCCUUUUUUUCUUGAAAUAUUCUGACUCUUUUCUGGUAUUAUUGUAACUUUGUUACAGUUCUUGCUGUUUGUAAAUCUCAGUCAACUAGAAAAAGAUGUAGAUUUGCAACACAUACUUACAGUUAGUUGUCUUAAUGGUUAGCAUUAGCCUCCGCUACUUUAUGUGUUUCACAGCUUAGCGUUAGCUUCCCAUGAUUUGUUUUUAGCAGCGUAGUAUUAGCUUCUGGGAAUUUUUUUAUAUUAGCCUUAUGUUAGCCUACACAGUGUGGAAGCUAACACUGUAUAGUGUUAGCUUCCAGACAUUUUUAUGUUUAGCUUUAGCUUCAGCUAAUUGUUUUAUCUUUAGCAGUGUAGUGUUAGCUUCCAGACAUUUUUAUGUUCAGCUUUACCUUCUGAAAAUGUUUUAUGUCUUUAGCAGUUUAGCAUUAGCGUAGCUAAGCAUCUUUUCAGCGAAUUAGUGGUUUGUGAGCCUAACUUUUAGAUAGCUGUGCCUGCUACUGCCAAAAACUACUGCCGAUUUUAGUGCAGACAUUUUCUCCAUUACAACCAUGGCGGCCAUUUUGAAAAAUGUCCACCAGAAAACAAAGCACAAGAUCAAGAAAAUACAAAUGAUUUCAAAUGUUUAAAUUUGACACCAAAUAUAUUUAUCUAAUUGGCAAUUUUAUUGCAAACAUUAAUUUUCCAUGACAAUCUUGGUAGCCAUUUUGAAAAAUAAAAAUAUGAGGAAAUGUGAUUUCUAUGGGUCCAAUUAUGCAUGAUUUGACACCAAAAUCAUUUAUCUGUGAUAAAUAUCAGCAGAUUUAGUGCAAAAGUAAAUUUUCAUUGACGAAGAUGAUGGUGGCCAUUUUGAAUUUUGUGCCCAGUUUGGUUCUUGUAUCCACAUGUGAAAUUUUUUUCUAAAAUAUUCAGUUAUCUGCUGCGCUAUAAAAAGUUCUCAUCUACAGACUGAAAAAACAGAAAAUUAGGCUGCAGCUGCUGAAAGAUGUGGAUAAAUGGUUGGAAUAUUUUAUAUUUUCUGUCAGUUAGUAGAAAUCUCUGACCAGUCAUUGGACUUUUAUUGUAAUUUUUACAUGAAUUCAUCCUUUUUUUAGAUUUACUGAAAAACAUUGCUUCUGUUAACUCAAGCUUGACCAUAUUUCCAAUAGUUUUCAGCUUUUAUUUACCUUCCAUAAUGUAUUAACCUUAAAGCUCAAUUCUUUGCAUGACUUCUAAGGUACGACAUCAAUACGAAUUUUACUGCAGAAAAUGUUGUCAGACCUGCUCACUAGUACUGGGUUUUAUUGAUCACAUGUAUCCCAUCCUGCACAAAUCCACUCCGACGACUUCUGAAAAACAAUUUAACAGAAACAUAAAUCAUGUGACGUAGAGGAGCGCAUUCAUUCCUGCUCUGCUUGUGAAGCUUUAGUUGAUUUUUUGCUCUAUAUUUUGAAAUAUUUGCCCAUGUUCUUUGCUGCUGUGACUGGGUGUCAUAAUUUUACUAGAGGUGUGCAAUAUUUUAUAUUUUGGUUGAAUACUAACUAGAUAUGGAAUCAGCAUCAUCAAUACUGAUACUUUAUCUAAAUUUUAUAUAUCAUAAAAUGUCUCAUCUUUAGGCAUUUUGUGGAUUUUUCCUGAGAAUUAUUUUGUUGAAAUUGUAGAAAAUACUCUAAGAUAUUAACAUGACAGAACAAAUUUGUUCAAAAGUACCAUCAACAUCAUCAAUAAAUAUCAAAAUGGUCAAUUUUCCAUUAAUUUAUUUCAACAGCAAUUGUAUAAACGGUGUAAGUUUUAACCUUGAUUUGAAGGAACUCAGUGUUUCGGCUGUUUUGCAGUUUUCUGGAAGCUUGUUUGUAAACUAACAGACGUGUUACUUUACUAAAGAUAAACACAGAUGAGUUUCUCUAGAUUUCAUUCAUCCUCUAAAUCUUGAAAUGUUCUUCAGGUGAUAGAAGGCCAACUUUGUAACCGUCUUUGUGUCUCUGAAGGUUCAGGUCCAUUUUAACAAAAUAUUACCAGCUUUAUUUUUAUUUGCUCCAUUUUUAAAUAUAACUCUGUGCUUAUUCACACCUCACCCAUUUACCACUGCAUGCAGUGGAUGAAUGGAUGAUUUAUUAGUUCCCUGAUUUCUCAGUUUGUUUGGUUUCCUGAAAUUAACUCAGUCCAGUUAAUCUUUUCAAUCUGCUUCAAGUCAAAUCCGCUCUAGCUGUUUUGUUUUUUGAUUAUUUUUGUUGCAUCCUGUUUCGAGAUUCUAAUUUAGGAUCUUUGUUUCUGAAUUUUCAGUUUUUUCCAGCAUCUUAUCUUUUCCUUACAAUGUAAUAAAGUCGGUUUGCUCAUCUA
Poecilia latipinna (sailfin molly) is the source of this 4435-nucleotide messenger RNA. RefSeq lists its product as uncharacterized. The coding region runs from base 1071 to 1817 and encodes 248 amino acids. The record is from RefSeq and is a predicted model, not a curated record. NCBI's taxonomy places the organism in Eukaryota, Metazoa, Chordata, Actinopteri, Cyprinodontiformes, Poeciliidae. The transcript is spliced from 2 exons.